AUGUGUUGGCUGGAGGAGGACAUAGUGGAGGAGGAGAAAGAGGAGGAGAAGGGAGAGGAAGUGCUGGAGGAGGAGUGGGAGGAGGAGUUGGAGGUGGAGGAGCUGGAGGAGGAGGAGCACCAAGCGCUGCCAAGGAAGCACAAGCUGGUAGAGGAAGAGCACAAGGAGAGGAAACGUGCACACCCAGAGGUGAUUGACAUGGACAAGGAGAUGGAGGCAGAGGAGAUCAAGACCAAGCCUCACAAGCAGCUGGUGGUGCACCAGUACUCUGCAGGCAACACUGAAGAGCAACACAAGGAGGCUGCCAGACUACUUGCCCUGCCUGACCUGGAGCUAGUUCCAAACUGA
Molecule: messenger RNA, 348 nt
Organism: Acanthamoeba castellanii str. Neff
Lineage: Eukaryota; Discosea; Longamoebia; Acanthamoebidae
Exons: 3
Coding region: 1-348 (115 amino acids)
Source: RefSeq, a predicted model, not a curated record